AUUGAACUCACAAAUAAAAAGGAAUGUGCUUCCUCCAUAAACUCACUUUGUCCUAGACUACGGAUAGAUUACAAGAUAAAGAAGCAGGACAGCACCAAGUCCCUGCUCAUCAAAACAGAGCAACUGCUGAGGAUUGAAGAGCAUGACUUUGCCAUGAGGCCAGGCUUUGGAGGCUCAGCUAUUCCUGUUGGGAUUGAUGUGCAGGUGGAGAGUUUAGACCACAUCUCUGAAGUCAACAUGGACUUCACUAUGACUCUCUACCUGCGGCAUUACUGGAAAGACGAGCGUCUGGCUUUCCCCUCAGGGAAUAACCUGAGUCGCACAUUUGAUUCCCGGCUUGUGAAGAAGAUCUGGGUCCCGGAUGUUUUCUUCGUCCAUUCCAAACGCUCCUUCAUUCAUGACACCACCAUGGAGAACAUCAUGCUGAGAGUCUAUCCAGACGGCAAUGUUCUCUACAGCGUCAGGAUAACAGUGACUGCGUUGUGCUCAAUGGACUUCAGUAGCUUUCCUCUGGACACACAGAACUGCUCUCUGGAGCUGGAGAGCUAUGCAUAUAAUGAGAAUGACCUGAUGCUGUAUUGGAAGAAUGGAAAUGAUUCCUUAAGGACUGAUGAGAUUGUACUUUCCCAAUUUUUCAUUGAGGAAUUUAGUCCCUCCAGUGGGUUAGCCUUCUACAGCAGCACAGGCUGGUAUAACAGACUUUACAUUAACUUCAUUCUAAGAAGACACAUUUUCUUCUUUAUGCUCCAGACGUAUUUUCCCACAAUGCUUAUGGUCAUGCUCUCGUGGGUUUCCUUCUGGAUUGACAGACGAGCUGUGCCUGCCCGUGUCUCAUUAGGAAUAACUACAGUGUUAACCAUGUCCACCAUCAUCACGGGUGUGUCGGCAUCCAUGCCUCAGGUCUCCUAUGUGAAAGCAGUGGACAUCUACCUGUGGGCCAGCUUCCUUUUUGUAUUCCUGUCUGUUAUUGAGUAUGCAGCUGUUAAUUACUUCACCACAGUAGAGGAGAUGAAGAAGCUACAGAAAGGAAAGCUUCCUGCAUUUGAUGCUGCUCAGGCUAUGGCUUUUGAUGGCUGUUUCCAUGACACGGACAUUGAACUCACCCCUUACCCUCAAAUGACCAACCUUAGUGUCAACCAACGACCUCCUUCCCAGAACUCCAGCUGCAUCACCGACCCUCCCCCCGUAGUGGGGACACGACUCCGCCGUGGACGUCCCAUAAGACACCAUCUACAGCUGGUCAUGACAAACAGUUAUCUGAUUGACUCUUAUUCUAGACUCAUUUUUCCUCUGGCUUAUCUGAUCUUUAACAUUGUCUACUGGAGCAUAUACUCCUAA
Chanos chanos (milkfish) is the source of this 1338-nucleotide messenger RNA. Its product is annotated as gamma-aminobutyric acid receptor subunit rho-3. The transcript is spliced from 9 exons. Gene Ontology annotation, molecular function: transmembrane signaling receptor activity; extracellular ligand-gated monoatomic ion channel activity. The record is from RefSeq and is a predicted model, not a curated record. The coding region runs from base 154 to 1338 and encodes 394 amino acids. Gene Ontology annotation, biological process: monoatomic ion transmembrane transport. NCBI's taxonomy places the organism in Eukaryota, Metazoa, Chordata, Actinopteri, Gonorynchiformes, Chanidae. Gene Ontology annotation, cellular component: membrane.